AUGUUGAAUAUUUUAGAUCUUGGAUUCCUAAGUGUUGCAAUUACUGUUGCUUUUACCGGGUUUUUGAUUAAUAAUUAUGAGAAGCACGUCCCAGCAUUUAUAAUAAAAGGCUUUAAAUAUGGAAGUUUCGCGUAUCAGGGUUCGGGUGCAAAUUAUCUUCAAAUUAUUGAAGUGCCAAAAGCUCUCUAUAGACAUUUUUACGCUUUUUCUUCAGUAUUUAGUACCUUGACUCUUGUAUACGCAUUUUUAGUGUACUGUUUCGAGUUUAGCGUUCACAGAUACGUUGUGUUUAUGUUGAAAUUAAUUCUUGAACAAGAUGAGCCCACAGUGUCUGCAACAGCUAGUUUAUUAGCUCUUUCGCUUAUAACUAUACAGUGUAUUCGGAGGUGCUAUGAAACUUACUAUCUUCAAGUGUUUGCUAGCUCAAGUAAAAUGAAUCUCAGCCAUUAUAUAGCUGGUAUUGUACAUUACUUUGCGGUUGUGGUGGCUGCAAUUGGACAAUCACCAUUAUUCUGUGGCAGCCAAGACCGUAGCAAGAUUACAUGGAUUGACACAAAAACAAUUCUAAUAUUACCUUGUAGCCUAAUUUUUAUGUGGGCAUGGUAUGAACAGUAUAAGAGCAAUAUAAUAUUUGCUAACUUACGAAAAGACAAGAAAUCAGGCAAAGUGGUGACCGAGGACCACAAGAUACCUUAUGGAAGGCUGUUUGAACAUGUGUCGAGCCCACACAGAAUGUGCGAAGUGAUUAUGUACAUUGUACUGCUACUAUUAGUACCCACGAGGACAUUCUUCUGUAUUUUCUUAUGGGUUAUUUGUAACCAGGUACAAACUGCGAUUCAUGCUCAUGUAUGGUACAAAAAGACAUUUAAAGACUAUCCUAGUAAUAGGACAGCAAUAGUUCCUAAAUUAUUAUAA
Molecule: messenger RNA, 915 nt
Organism: Danaus chrysippus (African queen)
Lineage: Eukaryota; Metazoa; Arthropoda; Insecta; Lepidoptera; Nymphalidae
Source: the annotation of a GenBank genome assembly